This is a messenger RNA of Pongo pygmaeus (Bornean orangutan), 2601 nucleotides long. It is a transcript of the gene A3GALT2, whose product is annotated as alpha 1,3-galactosyltransferase 2. The transcript has 8 exons. Gene Ontology annotation, cellular component: Golgi apparatus; membrane; vesicle. Gene Ontology annotation, biological process: carbohydrate metabolic process. Bases 1 to 1089 code for a protein of 362 amino acids. The record is from RefSeq and is a predicted model, not a curated record. Lineage: Eukaryota; Metazoa; Chordata; Mammalia; Primates; Hominidae. Gene Ontology annotation, molecular function: hexosyltransferase activity.
AUGUUAUCAUCCCCCCAACCUGCCCAAGGUCAUGCCCCUGCACAAGAAACUGGUAACACUGGCUACCUUCAUGCAGAAGAACCGGCUGGCUGGAAGGCCUGGAAGAGAAUCUUCUGGCGGCAGAUCCUACUUGCACUUGGCCUCUUAGGCCUGUUUCUGUAUGGCCUCCCUAAAUUCAGGCAUCUGGAAGCCCUCAUCCCCAUGGGCGUCUGCCCUUCGGCCACAAUGUCCCUGCUGAGAGACAACUUCACAGGUGCCCUGCGUCCCUGGGCCCGAUCUGAAGUUCUGACCUGUACCCCCUGGGGGGCUCCCAUUAUUUGGGAUGGCACUUUCGACCCAGAUGUGGCCAAGCAAGAGGCUAGACAGCAGAACCUCACCAUGGGGCUGACUGUCUUUGCUGUAGGCAGAUACCUGGAAAAGUACCUGGAGCGCUUCCUGGAGACGGCGGAGCAGCACUUCACGGCGGGCCAGAGCGUGGUGUACUACGUGUUCACCGAGCGGCCGGGAUCGGUGCCCUGCGUGGCGCUGGGCCCGGGACGGCGGCUGCGCGUGGAGCGCGUGGCGCGCGAGCGGCGCUGGCAAGACGUGUCGAUGGCGCGCAUGCGCACGUUGCACGCGGCGCCAGGCGGGCGGCUGGGCCGCGAGGCGCACUUCGUGUUCUGCAUGGACGUGGACCAGCACUUCAGCGGCACCUUUGGGCCCGAGGCGCUGGCCGAGUUGGUGGCGCAGCUGCACUCCUGGCACUACCACUGGCCGUCGUGGCUGCUGCCCUUCGAGCGCGACGCGCAUUCGGCCGCCGCGAUGGCGUGGGGCGAGGGCGACUUCUGCUACCACGCGGCGGUGUUCUGGGGCAGCGUGGCGGCGCUGCGCGGGCUGACGGCGCACUGUGUCGGGGGCCUGGCCUGGGACCGCGCUCGCGGCCUGGAGGCGCGCUGGCACGACGAGAGCCACCUCAACAAGUUCUUCUUGCUGCCCGCCAAGGUGCUGUCGCCCGAGUUCUGCUGGAGCCCGGACUUCGGCCCGCGGGCCGAGAUCCGCCGCCCGCGACUGCUCUGGGCGCCCAAGGAGUACCGGCUGCUGCGGGACUAGCGCCGCCGCCGGCUCCCGGCCCUCCGGCUUCUCCGCCGGCCCAGCCGGCCGGGCCUCGCUCCCGCUCCGGGCGUCUUUGGCCCCGGGAAGGUGUGGAGUGGGAGUCACGAGAGGAAGAGAUCCUGAAACCGGGCGGGGCCCUUCUGGACGCUGAUGGCGCUCUGGAGGGCAGAGAGAUACUGGAUACAAAAGUCCUACCUGCUUCAUGUGCGCCAGUCCGUGGGAGUGGGAGUAGGAGGAGGAGCUCCUCACUUCAAGAGAAAAAUCCCCUUCCCUUAACAGUGAGCGAGGCACAACUGCAGUAGAGCCUCGAGCUAUCAGCCUGUAGACCUUUCACCCCUGAGCCUGCAGAAUGCAGCUGGUGUCUGGAGAUGUUUUAGUCCCACCUGCAACCCCCUUUUUAAAUGAGGAGACUGAGACACAAAGAGGAAACAUAACUGCCCAAGGACACAGAGGGUCCGAGUCACUGUGAUGUCAGCGGCUGGAGAGGCGUGGCUGGCCCCUCGGGAUGUCUCUGGGCAGGAGCCACAGGAAGAAACACAGGUGGCACCCCGUCAUUGGCUCUGCCCUUUUACCUCCCCUGCUCAUAAGCAUGACAAAGUCCAAAAUGACAUUUUCUGGCCUCGGGGCUAUAGCAGGGCGACAUUUGGCCACAGUAUCUGGGAGGGAAGUUUCCACAUCCGCGGCAGCUGUCUAGACUUCGGAUCCCCAGUAGGGAAACACAGGCUCUGAAUAGGAGUUGGAAGGCGUCAGACCGUCCCGGGAAGGUGGUCACAGAGCCAAGGAGACAGGGAAGCAACUUAAACUCAUUGAAGUGAGAACGAACAGGAAAUUAAACAUAGCCAGAGGAUGAAGACUGACAGGAACAGAGGUUACCACCAGCUCUUGGUCUCCUUGGUCCAUUUCUGCUCUUUCUCUGCCGGCUUUGUUCUUCUGCUUGUAUCCAGCUCAACACAGUCACCCCAAACCGCAGUCUACAGGGUUUUCCAGUUCAGAGACAAGGUCUCCCUAUGUUGCCCAGGCUGGUCUCAAACUCCUGGACUCACAUGAUCCUCCUGCCUUGGCCUCCCAAAGUGCUGAGAUUACAAGCACGAGCCACCAAGCCUGGCCUCACCCUCUCUUGCUCUUCUGCCUUCCGGCAUGAGAUGACAUGGCAUGAAGGCCCUCACCAGAUGCUGGCACCAUGCUCUUGGACUUCCCAACCUCCAGAACUAUGAGACUGGAAUUUAUCAUGAACAGAAUGAAAUUUCUGCUCAUUAUAAAUUACCAAGUUUGUGAUAUCCUGUUAUAGCAGCAUAAAACAGAUGAAGACACUGAGGCUUUUGUCAGAGAGACAGAGGCUUGAUUGCUGGAACCCUGGGGACUGUGAGACUAGAGCUGCUGACCCCACAGGAGCCUCAGGCUGAAGCUGACUCAGAACAAAGUGGAGAGCUGGAGACACAUCCUUUGAGCCCUGAAGCUGGCCUGACCACUGUCCUGUUACAUAAGCCAAUACACCCUUGUUUGGAUUGG